CACACUGUGUCAGCUACUGUAUCCAAUGAGGAACAGUUGGAGGCUGUACCAAUCUUUCAGACGACGCGGCGGAUAAUCAUGGCGCAGAUGACUGGGGAAGACAAGCGACAAAGUUUAUUUUCAGAAAGAAUAUGCAAACAACUUUCAAGCGUUUGAAGUUAUAACCCUUUUGUUUACUACAGCACGUUCCAUUUGAUAAACCCAGUCUUCUUGAGUAUAACCUCUUUGAGAGAUAACAGAGAGUGAGAAGAUGGAGGGAGGAGGGUUGGAAAGAGGAGUGAUCGAGAGAGGAGUGAUCGAGAGAGGGGUGAUGGAUGGAGGUGUGGCGUCUGACAAGCCGGCCAUGCAGACACAACCGUCCACGCUUCCCUUCUUCGACACGGCCCACGCCUUCAAUCUGCUGAGGGGGAUACACGAGCUCCGAGCCGAGCGCAAGUUCUUCGACGUCACUCUGUGCGCGGAGGGCCGGGAGUUCCACUGCCACCGCACUGUGUUGGCCGCCGCCAGCACCUACUUCAGGGCCAUGUUCGCCGGCACGCUGAGGGAGAGCGCCAUGGACCGGGUGGUCCUCCACGAGGUCUCCGCUGAGCUUCUGGGCCUGCUGGUGGACUUCUGUUACACAGGCCGGGUCACGGUCACCCAGGACAACGUGGACCUCCUGCUGAAGACGGCCGACCUGUUCCAGUUCCCGUCGGUGAAAGAGGCCUGCUGCGCCUUCCUGGAGCAGAGGCUGGACGUGUCCAACUGCCUGGAGAUACAGGACUUCGCAGAGGCCUACGCCUGCCAUGACCUGGCCCUCAGCGCCCGCCGCUUCGUCCUCAAGAACAUUGUGGACCUGGCCAAAGGCAAGGACUUUGAGCGUUUGCCAUGGAAGCGGCUGCUGGAGUUUGUGUCGGACGACGCGCUUUGCGUCGACAAGGAGGAGACGGCCUAUCAGAUCGCGGUGCGCUGGGUCAAGGCGGACCUCCAGCGGCGGAUGCACUACUGGCCCGAGCUGCUGCAGCAGGUCAGGCUGCCCUUCGUGCGCCGGUUCUAUCUACUGGCCCAUGUGGAGAGCGACCCCCUGGUCUACCUGUCCCCCUCCUGCCUGAGGAUGGUCAGCGAAGCCCGGAGCUUCCAGUCGUGUGAGUAUGACCGGCACGACAGGCCCUGCCACCGCAUGCGGCCACGCCCCUCCACCGGCCUGGCGGAGAUCCUGGUGGUGGUGGGCGGCUGUGACCAGGACUGCGACGAGCUGGUCACUGUGGACUGUUACAACCCUCAGACCGGACAGUGGCGCUACCUGGCCGAGUUCCCCGACCACCUGGGAGGGGGCUACAGUAUAGCUGCCCUGGGCAACGAUAUGUACGUCACAGGGGGAUCCGACGGUUCGCGCCUCUAUGACGGAGUGUGGCGCUACAACUCCAGCGUCAACGAGUGGACCGAGGUGUCGCCCAUGCUCAAGCCCCGGGAGUACCACAGCUCCUGCGUCCUCAAGGGACAGCUGUACGUGGUGGCGCCGGACAGCACCGAACGCUAUGACCACGCGCUGGAUUGCUGGGAAGCCCUGCCCCCUAUGCUGCACGCCAUGGACAACUGCUCCACCACCACCUGCAGGGGGCGUCUCUACGCCAUCGGCUCCAUGACCACCACCGGGGAGGACAACAUGGCCAUACAGUGCUACGAUGCCGACACCAACCGCUGGACCCUGGUUAACUGUGGCGAGCUGCCACCGUGGUCCUUCGCCCCCAAGACGGUCACCCUCAACGGACUGAUCUACUUUGUCAGGGAUGACUCAGCCGAGGUUGACGUCUAUAACCCUCAGAAGAAUGAAUGGGAUAAGAUCAACCCCAUGACACAGGUUCACGUAGGAGGCAGCGUGGCAGCCCUGGGCGGCCGUCUGUUCGUGUCCGGCGGCUACGACAACACAUUCGAGCUGUCUGACGUGGUGGAGGCCUAUGACCCCUGCACCCGUACCUGGGCCCUCGUGGGCCGCCUCCCACAGCCCACCUUCUGGCACGGCAGCGUCAGCAUCUUCCGCCAGUUCAUGCCCGCCGUAUCCAACGCUUUUGAGCCCAUGGACCUGCCCGAGGCCAACUCCAUUCACCUGCACCGGCACCACCGCAACCAGGCCCUGCACAACAACAACCUGAAUCUGAACCACGACAUCGACCCUGUUUAACACACUACAUGGACUGAGGUCAGGGGAUGUCACCCUGGCCUGUUCCAGACAUUUUAGAUUUACUGUGAAAGCACACGCCUUACUGGUGGAAAGGUGUUACAGUGCACUUCCAUUAUAGUUCAUGCGCUUCUCGUGAUGAAAAUGUCCUCGGCGGAUGUGAUCACAAGUUGACUGUAAUUACUGAUCGUGUGUGCAGUGUAAUGUCCCCCCCCCCCCGUUUAUUUGAAUGCCGUAGAUUGCAGUCAGUGUGCCUGUUAUUUACUAAUAGAGUGGCUGGUCGUGAAGCUCUUGUGUUGGGUGAAGCAGCGGCUGUCCUGACAGGAACAUCUGUGGCAGGCAGUGGAAGUGGAUUUGUCUCGAGUAUGCUUUUUUUUUUUUUACAUUAACUGUGGAGCUGUUUUACACUUUCCGGUUGUUAGGAGACCCAGCGUCAUCCCUUCAGAUUUAACUGCAUGACUAUAGACAUUCCUACAGCUAAAACAUCCACUAACUGUAUCCGGAUGUUUGUGGAUGGGAUCAGAGUGUGGUUUCAUUAAAUGCAACUGGGACUGUGUAGUUAGAACCACAUGACAGUGAUAGAUUCUAUGUAGGUGUGUUAUAAUUCUGUAUCUAUCAGAUGCUUCUAACUAUUUUCCUCUCCUUGCAGGAAUGAGUCUAUUACAGAUCUUGUUGAUGUGACAACCAAUUUAGCCUGCAUGAAGUACUGGUUAUUUGAAGAUUACAGAUGCUUUCAUAUUUUAUUAAAUGGUUUUAUUUAUGAAAAUGUUUAUAUAGGGUUAGUUCAGUUAAUGUUACUUUUCUCCCCUUUGCAAUUGGAGACACAGGUAUCUAUGAAUAUAGACAAUAGUUAACCAACUUCUUUGAUGGUAACUGGAAGUAGUAAAAGUUCUCAGCCUAUUUGUGUAACAUUUUGUGUGAACAAUAGAUUAUUUUUGCGUUUUGUGUUUACAUCAAUAAUCCUCAGUUUUUUUUGUUUUCAUGCAAGUUGUGUUGUUCAAAUCAUUUUUCUUUUUUAAUCAUAUCUGCAUUGUGUUUUGGUUCGUAUACUCUGGUAAUAAGGCCAUUUCAGUAUGAUCUGAAUAAAACUGCAGGCAGGACUCACUUUA
This is a messenger RNA of Esox lucius (northern pike), 3267 nucleotides long. RefSeq names its product kelch-like family member 21 (gene klhl21). Gene Ontology annotation, molecular function: protein binding. Gene Ontology annotation, biological process: protein ubiquitination. Bases 251 to 2161 code for a protein of 636 amino acids. The record is from RefSeq and is a predicted model, not a curated record. The transcript is spliced from 5 exons. Lineage: Eukaryota; Metazoa; Chordata; Actinopteri; Esociformes; Esocidae.